AUGUCGCCCGUGUACCCAUUGACAAGCUUGUAUGCUUUUUGCCAUAUUCGUGAUAUUACCCAGCUUCAAUCAUCUCAGAACAGGUUUGCAAGGGCCGACCUCCAGCGCCUCCUCCGCGACACACCCGUGCCCCAGCCGCCUCCGGUGUUGCAGGCUCUUCAUGAGGAGGAGCAGAGUCAACGGGCAGACAGCCUGAGGAGUUCCUACGAGGAGCCGAGGGACCUCCGCCGCCUGGCCGCCGUGCGACUGCAGGGAUACCUUUCCACCGAGUGCAGGUUAGAGCCUGCCACGGCCGCCGAUGACGUGGCACUGAGGGUAUCUCCUGCCACUGAUGCUGACCUUCUUGCGGCGCUCGCAAGUCUGGAGCAUGCGGGGCGUAGAAAAGAGCUCCAGAUGAAGCAGCUGUGCGCCGUGCUCACUGGCAUGCAGGUCUCGCACAACUACGAGCAGGGCCAGCAGCUGUUGCAGAAUCGAGACUUCAGCACCAGGUCUGCCUUCUUUCAGACGGUGCUGGAAAUUGGACGGCGGUACAAGAUCUUGAAUCCAGAGCGCAUGCGCGACUCCUAUGGGAAGCUGAUGUACUUCCUCCAGGACUCGCGCAAGCCUGAAGUUAGAGAUCUUCUAGAGUUCGACAUCGUGUCGCCUGUGCGCUCUGUGUGGCAGGUGCUGUGUCGAAGUCCGAAGGGGACGCAGCUGCUGCAGGACCCGCUGCUAAAAACCGCCACCAUGGAAAUCUCCAGCGAGGGCAAAGGUCGCCCUCAGAUCCAGCGCGAGAUCAAGUCGAAAGAGGCUGCCAUCAAGAGCCUUGCGAGCAAGUACUGCUCCGUGCAGAAGCGCCGAAAGCGACACUAUGGCGGCAUGAACUGGAGUUUGCUGCGCUCCUACCGGGAUUCCGACUCAGAGGACGCAGAUGCCAGCGACGAGCUGUCUGAGGAUGUGGUGGAGCAGUGCAUCUACUCCCUUGGAGACCACAGCACCUACUUGAGGUUCAACCGGGAGCCAUGUGCCAAGCUCAUCCACUACCUCAAGGAGUUUUUCGAUCCGAACGACCCGGGCCCUGAAGCCAAGUAUUCCUUGGCCAUCGAGGAGGGUGUCAAUGGUGCACGCCUGUCCCAUCCACAUAACCGUCAGUACACUUUCGUGCUGCAGUCAAUGACGCUGUGGAGGGAGGUGCUGGACAACAUGUUCCAGCUCUGGCACAUUGCCGAGGAGGAUCUCCUGGAUGAGGAUCAUCAGUACCAGCUGGCGGACACGGGUCAAGGCUACCAGCGGGUGCAGAAGUCGAUCCGCAGCGUCGCUGCCAUGCAGAAGAUCCUCGCCGACGUCCAGCAAAAGGUUGGAGGUUGGGUGGGCUCCAGCAUUGUGCACCUGGGUGACCACAAUGUGCCGAAUGCCUUGAUGUUCAUUGACAAGUACAUCCAGGUACCACGGUUUCUGGGACCUCUCGUCCUGACGAUUGAGAAGAUUCCCGAGUUGAGCAAAAGCUCGCUGGGGAUGAAGACCUACGUGGACUCUUUCGGGGGAGUCCAGAGGCUCCAGAAGCUCAUCCUAGCCGACUUCUUCAAGCACGCCUUCGAUGGCAGCGGCGCCGACAACUUCUUCGACGCGGGCUCGUGCAUCGAUGGUCGCCUCACAUCCGCAUGGAACUGGUGCUCCUCGAUCGAGUCCAAGUCGUACUUUCCCAUCUUCCUCCUCACCGGCUUCUCAGGGUUCGAUGGCAAAGAAGGCUUCUGA
Symbiodinium natans is the source of this 1734-nucleotide messenger RNA. Lineage: Eukaryota; Dinophyceae; Suessiales; Symbiodiniaceae. The record is from the annotation of a GenBank genome assembly.